CCCCGCCCCCUGGCUACGCCCCUGGUUAUGGCACACCCCCGUAAUCUACACCCACGGCAUUCUAUGUGUGGGGUAGACUUAUAUAAAGCUUAAAUCAAGCUUAAUCCUAUGCUUAAACUAGUUUCAAAUGACUUCAAAACCAUCACAUUUCCCAUUAGAUAUUAGCAAGUUGAAGUUUGUUUUACAAGUCUUGAGGCAUUACAAGUUUCCUGAUGCAAGAUGGUUUGACUUUGGACUGAAUUUAGAUAUACCUUAUCACACACUGAAAGCUAUUGAGUCAGCUAAUAAAGGAGAUCUUUCAAAUUGCCUGAGGGAGUGUUUAGCCAAGUGGUUGACUGAAGGCUCUGAUCAUACUCUUGUAUGGCAGACACUGGCUAAUGCACUCCGUGGAAUGAAUGCAUUAUUUGCCUCUAAUAAUAUUCGUAAAACAAUGGCAGAUCCUGUUAGUGAGAUAUUGCAGUGUUAUAUUGGUAGACUAGCUCAAGUUGUUCUUACUGAGGAAUCAGUUGAUCUCUUACAUACAGAGGGAUUGAUAUCUAAGGAUACAUUAACAGAAGUGAAGAGUUGCGGUUAUUCAUUGGUAGGACAUCCAAUGUUACUAAUAUUAAGUGCUGUAGCUGAAGAUCAUAGCAAGUUAUGUAUUCUGGCAAGCAUUCUAAUGAAAUCAAAGGAAGUAGUGUCUUUAGCUAGUGAUAUAAUAAUGGAAUAUGAAAAGUCAUUUCCUUCAGCAGUAACAGUGAUGCCAUCUUGUCAACAUGCAAGAUCUCAACAAUUACAAAGUAGCAGCAGUGAGACUGAAGUAAUUACCAAUACUGAUGCUACUGCACAAGGAGUAGUAGAGGUCAUGGUUCAUCCUGACUAUGAAGCUGAGUUUGAUAGAAUGAAUGAUAUGCUUGGUACACUUAUUCACAAUAUUGUUCCUCUCAUUAAAGCAGCCAUACCUUUUCUCGAUGAUUUAAAGACAUAUGUCAGACGAUGUCGCUCUCGUUUAGAAAAUCAAUUGGACCAAGCAGAAACAUUUGAUGCUGUCAUUCGAGUGAUUGAAAAAGAGUGUUCCAUUCUCAAUGUUUCAGUUUUGGAGGCUGUAGUGAAUAAUUACUCAAUACAAGAUGCUGGAGACAUGAUAUUAGCUUAUCAGACACACUUGGAUGAAUUCUGUGAGAAAAAAUUAACAAUGUUUUGUGAUCGUCAGCUUAAGAGAUUAUCCUCUUCUCUCCUCACUUGUGAGACAAUCAAGUUUGUUCUGGAAUGGAAUCCAAGUGAGCAUUCUUUCUCCAAUAUCAAAGCCCUCCUAUGGAAAGCGUUCAAGGAUAAUCAAGUGGAGGUGGUAGUGAUCAAGGAAGGGAACUCCAUCAUUGUUACUUGUUAUGCUCCUCAUUAUCUGAUGGAGAGUUUACUAGUGACAGCUAAAGAUAACGUUGAUAUGCUAAAGGAGAUGGGAUUGAUUAGUUUAACUAUUGGUUACUAUAAUGUGUAUGAUGAACAUGCAAUUGAUGAGGAGGUGAAGAGUCUAAUGAAGAAACUGGAGAUGGUAGAGAGUGAAAGAGAUGAUUUACUUGAAGAGAAUGCUAAAUUGAAGAGUGCAAAAGACACAUUAGAUAUCUCAUAUCAAGGUAGAGAAGUUGAUGAGAGUAAUAAGUCAUCAGUACAAUCAUCAGGUAUAAUGGCAUUCUUGUUUUGUGACAUGAUCAUGAGGGCAUGUAGCGCCCAAGUGGGAGGUGCCUGUAAAUCAGAUACAGCCCGAGUAGACAUGAUAUAUCUAUUACUUAUAGAAAUCUUGUAUUAA
Molecule: messenger RNA, 1786 nt
Organism: Amphimedon queenslandica
Lineage: Eukaryota; Metazoa; Porifera; Demospongiae; Haplosclerida; Niphatidae
Exons: 8
Coding region: 128-1786 (552 amino acids)
Biological process (GO): signal transduction
Molecular function (GO): protein binding
Source: RefSeq, a predicted model, not a curated record